Aegilops tauschii subsp. strangulata is the source of this 1143-nucleotide messenger RNA. NCBI's taxonomy places the organism in Eukaryota, Viridiplantae, Streptophyta, Magnoliopsida, Poales, Poaceae. The record is from RefSeq and is a predicted model, not a curated record.
AUGCCCCAGUCUGACAAGGGGUGGUCUUGCGCAAAGCUCACUGAUGAGCGGGCGACAUCGGUGCUGGAGCAGAUGAACGCCGACCUGAAGCCAGGAAACGCGAAGGCGGCAAAGCUGGCUGCGGCUCUCCGCCUCCUGGUUGGGGACGACCAAGAGUACCUGUCGAGCGUCUUCGUUCCCUUGUUCCGCCGCAAGGACGGGGCGCAGGUCAUGGCCGCCAGGCCGACCUUCGACGGACGCGGGCUGGUGCCGCCGGCGCCCACCAGGGCCCCUGUGGCGCCGACGUCGGUGGAGCUGUCUUCCGAUGAGCUGUCGCAUGGGGCGAAGAAGAGGAAGGAGGACGCGUCGACCCCGCCCGGGACAAGGCCAUCUACAGCAGACGCACCUCCUUCCGUGGAGAAAGGAAGCGAUGGCACUCGCACCUCCCCGGCCCGGUCGUCCUCGCGAGGCCUGGAGGAGCAUCCUCGGGGGGAGUCAGCCCCCGUGGCCCCGCUGGCUCUAGAAGCGUUGGUGUCCAGCCCGGCUGCUGGGGUCCCCAAAGUUCAGGAGCCCCCAGUCCCCCAGGCUGUGGUGACAAUACCUUCUCCCCCUCCUCCCGCUGCACCGCUGACUCCAGGUCCUUCUGCCUCCCCCGAUGUCUUGGAGCAUGCUCUUCUUGAGAUGACCCGGCUGCGAGAGGAUCUUCAGGGCGCCGACCCCCAUCUGGUGGCUGGGCGCCUGGAGCUGGUCUCUGGCUGGCUCCAUUCUGACGUGUCCGUUCGGGCGGCACUGAGCCAAGCUACGGCGACCUCUGAGAAGGAGAGGCAAGUCGCCGCCCAAGCAGCAGCUGCUCGUGAAGCCGCGCUGAAGGAUGCCGAGACCGCCCAGGACCGCUGCCGGGCGCUGGAGGCCGAACUGAAGAAUCUGCGCGAUCUGCACGCGGAAGAAACUCGUGGCCGCCAGGCGGAGGAGGAGAAGAUGAGGGCGCGGGACGAAGCCAUCAAGGAUCGCAACGCUGAGCUGGGAGAGCUGGCGAAGGCGCAGGCCAUGGAACGCAGUCGGCUGGAGGAGCUCGAGCGGAAGAUGGAGGUGGAGAAGGCCGACUGUCGUCGGAGCCACGCCCACGGCCGCACGAAGCAGAACAAGGGAGGUGAAUCGAGGUGA